Molecule: messenger RNA, 1672 nt
Organism: Pocillopora verrucosa
Lineage: Eukaryota; Metazoa; Cnidaria; Anthozoa; Scleractinia; Pocilloporidae
Source: RefSeq, a predicted model, not a curated record
UUCGCGCGAGAAUUGGAUUUACAAAAGUUCGAAUAUACUAUGGUUCUAUUUUACAAAUCGUAUAAACCAUACAUGGCUAAAUGUAUUGAAGCCCUAUGAUAAUUAUGUUGCCAUGUAAUUACAUAUUUUUCCAUUUUUUCCUCAUUUUUCCAGCGAGCACAGUAGAGCCGCCUACUACAGCGAACACAACAGAGCCGUCUACUACAAGCAACAAGACUGGAGCGAACACAACAGAGCCGCCUAUUACAAGUAACAAUACUGGAGCGAACACAACAGAGCCGGCUUCUACAAGUACCAAGACUGGAGGAACAGAAGAACCGGAUGCCAAAUCCUGGAUGUGGAUUAUAAUUGGUGCUAGCGUGGGAGGAGUGGUUGUAUUCGUGAUCGUUGUCAUUAUCGUUUGCAGAUGUUUGAAGAGGAAGAGAAAAAACAGAAAUGUUGUGUUACCUAAUGAUGCUGAUGCUGAUGACAAACCUGGAGGAAACGUCGCCAUGGAAAGUUAUAAUCAGUCUGAAGAGAGGCCAAAGCUAGCACCCAGCCAAUGAAACGCUUUCUUCUGUCUUAAAUGUAGAAAGUAAGCACCCCAUAGAUGGCCACCGCUCAGCUGUCUACCACACGUGUACUAGGGGACUUUAGAUGUCACAUGGGAACAAUAUUAGUCCGUAGAUCAGUGUCCGCAGUUUUAGUCGUAUGAUGGUAAACGUUUGUCAGAACUUAUCUAGAAAACAUGAUUAGACGUGAACCCCGUGAAACUAAAACGAUUUUGCAAAUGCGUUUUCCACGUCUCGUGAAAGAAAGAUUGUAAAAUAUGAGUGUGUCAUAUCGCUUAACAGCACCUUAGUACACCUUAAGCUCUUGAUACUAUCUUAUAUUUAUCUUAUUUGAAAACUGGUUAGAAAUUUUUUUAAAAGUGGUUUAGAAAAAGCCUCGGUUGUUCGAAGGCUGGAUAACGCUAUCCAUUGGAUAAAUUGCCAUACAGCGGAAAGAAUAGAAUGUUUUGUUAACACCUAUCAGCUGGUUAGCAAUUUAUCCGGCGGAAAAGCGGUAUCCAGCAUUUGAAAAACCGAGGCCAGAGGUAUAGUUUCUUCAUACGGAGACCAUUUUCAUCGCUAGAUAGUGUGUUCAAAAUUUAGGUCGUGUUUUAUUCGGUUCAACCGUUUCAGGUCUACUUUGGGAACUUAAGUCGCCUUAAGUCGUCUGAAGUCACCUUAAGUCGCAUUAAGUUGCCUUAAGUCGCUAUUGGUUACGCAAUGUUAUAAGGGUUCCAACCUUUCCAAUUGACCCCAUUCACUCCACUCCAAUCAUAAGGAUCAGAGGAGGAGGCAUGGUGGCAGAAUGGUUGGUGCACUGGACUCAUCAUUAAGCAGUCCAGUUUUGGUCAUUGCAUUGUGUUCUUGGGCAAGAAACUGUAAGCUCAAAGUUCCUCACCUCUUCCAAAUGUAAAUAUGGGUACUGGUUGUGAGGGGAGGAAACCUUGCAAUGAACUAUGAGUUAUUUUUAGGUGGGCAAGUGCUUCCAUAUACAUGGAAACCCCGUGUGAAAAUAGUCAUUCACCUGUCUAGCCCCUGUGCUGGUAUGGGUAAUUCCUACAUAUAGACAAUCCUGAUGUAGGAAACGUGACAAUGUAUACUCUUCUAUUUUCUUAAUAAAACAGCCAUCUGUUUCAACUAAA